GCGGGGACAUGGCCAGAAGAGCGGCGGGCAGCGCAGGAGCUCAGCGGCCAUGGGACAGCGGUGCCAGCAGCAGCAGCGCCCCGCCGCCAGCCCCGAGCCCAGCAAGGCAGGGCACGGCAGGGCGCUGCCCCCGCUCCUCCUCCUCCUCAUCCUCCUCCUCGCCUCCUCCGUUUCUGCUGGCCAAGGUGCACCGGUGCCAUCCCAAGCACUUGUAUCAGAUGAGGAUUUGCAGCUGUUGAAAGAGAUAGAUGAUGCAUGCUCUGCUUACCUGUCCACAGAUUCUCAGCCUCAGGUGUCCAGUACACUAGAAGAACUUUGUUUUUUGGUCAUGGGAUUUCUCCAGAAAGCACAGGGUUUAGAUGAGAAAGAGAACACCAAAAGGUUCUUAUUUCAUUAUUCUAAGACUCAUGACUCAGGCAACUCGGACAUCAUGUCGUCUGUCCUGCAUCCUUUACUGCAACUCGUUCCUCAGCUUAAUGAGAGAAGACUGAAGAGAUACAAACUGGACGAAGAACUUCAAGGACCUGGAGUGAUUCAAAGUAGAGGCUACUUUUUCUACAGGCCGCGUAACGGAAGGAGAUCAGUGGAUUUUCGUUAAGGAGGAUUAUAGAUUCCUGACUUAGAACUAAAACUGCAGGAAUUCUGAGUACAUGGACAUCCUGUUUCCCUUACAAUAAUUAUUUGUUAUUAAUGUACAAUUAGAAAUCACUUGAAUGUAAAUAUCCCUCAACCAGAUUCAGUUAAGAAGGUCUUUACUAUCUUGAUUAUAUUAAAAGCAUAUUAAAAUUAUUUGUUUCCUAGUGUUAUGAUGUUUACAACCACAUGUAAUUCCACUGUAAAAGAGUCAGUGUUUGCAUGCAACAGACAUUGCCUCUAACAACCCUGUUAAGCAAAUUUUCCCUUCUAAAUAAAGGCCCUCAGCCAGACAGUUGUUUCAAUGAGAAUGUUUGCAAUCAAGACUACUGUGUUUUGUCCAGAAUACAUUGUGAUUUGUGUUUCACUCUCUGAAAAAAAGAGAAUCCCCUUUCUCUUAAUAAAAGUAACCUGAACAAGUUG
This is a messenger RNA of Catharus ustulatus (Swainson's thrush), 1056 nucleotides long. RefSeq names its product neuromedin U (gene NMU). The record is from RefSeq and is a predicted model, not a curated record. The transcript is spliced from 10 exons. Gene Ontology annotation, molecular function: neuromedin U receptor binding. The coding region runs from base 50 to 598 and encodes 182 amino acids. Lineage: Eukaryota; Metazoa; Chordata; Aves; Passeriformes; Turdidae. Gene Ontology annotation, biological process: regulation of smooth muscle contraction.